Molecule: messenger RNA, 357 nt
Organism: Aricia agestis (brown argus)
Lineage: Eukaryota; Metazoa; Arthropoda; Insecta; Lepidoptera; Lycaenidae
Product: homeobox protein Hox-A7-like
Exons: 2
Coding region: 1-357 (118 amino acids)
Biological process (GO): negative regulation of transcription by RNA polymerase II; anterior/posterior pattern specification
Cellular component (GO): nucleus
Molecular function (GO): RNA polymerase II cis-regulatory region sequence-specific DNA binding; DNA-binding transcription factor activity, RNA polymerase II-specific
Source: RefSeq, a predicted model, not a curated record
AUGUAUUCGUGGCGUUUGCGGUCUGCACAGCACGACGAACAACAAUCGACCUGGGACAAAAAACCCGGUAGACAGCCCUACACGUUGUAUCAAAUAUCGGAGUUAGAAAGAGAGUUUCGAUCGAACAACUUUCUCACGCGAAGGAGACGUACGGAGUUGGCAAAAGUGCUCGGUCUAACGGAGCGGCAGACCAAGAUAUGGUUCCAGAAUAGAAGGAUGAAGUUAAAGAAGCAGACGAAGAAGAUUCAAGAGCUGGGGCUGGAGUCGGCUGCGGCGGCCACCCUGGCGCAGGGCCAUCCCGGCCUACCGUUACUUGAAGUAGUACUUGCCAAAAACUCCCGAUUGCCAUUUUACUAA